GGCGGCGGCCCGGCGCGGCCCAGCAAGCCCAGCAGCCCCGGGGCGGAUGGCUCCGGCCGCCUGGCUCCGCAGCGCGGCCCCGCGCGCCCUCCUGCUCCCGAUGCUGCUGCUGCUGCUCCAGCCGCCGCCGCUGCUGGCCCGGGCUCUGCCGCCGGACACCCACCACCGCCAUGCCGAGAGGAGGGGGCCACAGCCCUGGCGUGCAGCCCUGCUCAGUAGCCCGGCGCCUGCCCCUGCCACGCAGGAGGCCCCCCGGCCUGCCAGUGGCCUUAGGCCUCCCCGCUGUGGCGUGCCUGACCCACCUGAUGGGCUGAGUGCCCGCAACCGACAGAAGAGGUUCGUGCUGUCUGGCGGGCGCUGGGAGAAGACGGAUCUCACCUACAGGAUCCUUCGGUUCCCAUGGCAGCUGGUGCAGGAGCAGGUGCGGCAGACGAUGGCAGAGGCCUUAAAGGUAUGGAGUGAUGUGACACCACUCACCUUCACUGAGGUGCACGAGGGCCAUGCUGACAUCAUGAUCGACUUCGCCAGGUACUGGCAUGGGGACGACCUGCCGUUUGAUGGGCCUGGGGGCAUCCUGGCCCAUGCCUUCUUCCCUAAGACUCACCGAGAAGGGGAUGUCCACUUCGACUAUGAUGAGACCUGGACUAUCGGGGAUGACCAGGGCACAGACCUGCUGCAGGUGGCAGCCCAUGAAUUUGGCCACGUACUGGGGCUGCAGCACACAACAGCCGCCAAGGCCCUGAUGUCUGCCUUCUACACCUUCCGCUACCCGCUGAGUCUCAGCCCAGAUGACCGCAGGGGCAUUCAACACCUAUAUGGCCAGCCCCGGCCCACUGUUACCUCCAGGACCCCAGCCCUGGGCCCCCAGGCUGGGAUAGACACCAAUGAGAUUGCACCGCUGGAGCCGGAUGCCCCACCAGAUGCCUGCGAGGCCUCCUUUGACGCGGUCUCCACCAUCCGAGGCGAGCUCUUUUUCUUCAAAGCAGGCUUUGUGUGGCGCCUGCGUGGGGGCCAGCUGCAACCCGGCUACCCAGCACUGGCCUCUCGCCACUGGCAGGGAUUGCCCAGCCCUGUGGACGCUGCCUUUGAGGAUGCCCGAGGCCACAUUUGGUUCUUCCAAGGUGCUCAGUACUGGGUGUAUGACGGUGAAAAGCCAGUCCUGGGCCCCGCACCCCUCACUGAGCUGGGCCUGGUGAGGUUCCCGGUCCAUGCCGCCUUGGUCUGGGGUCCUGAGAAGAACAAGAUCUACUUCUUCCGAGGCAGGGACUACUGGCGUUUCCACCCCAGCACCCGGCGUGUAGACAGUCCCGUGCCCCGCAGGGCCACUGACUGGCGAGGGGUGCCCUCUGAGAUCGACGCUGCCUUCCAGGAUGCUGAUGGUUAUGCCUACUUCCUGCGCGGCCGCCUCUACUGGAAGUUUGACCCUGUGAAGGUGAAGGCUCUGGAAGGCUUCCCCCGUCUCGUGGGUCCCGACUUCUUCGGCUGUGCCGAGCCUGCCAACACUUUCCUCUGACCAUGGCUUGGAUGCCCUCAGGGGUGCUGACCCCUGCCAGGCCACGAAUAUCAGGCUAGAGACCCAUGGUCAUCUUUGUGGCUGUGGGCACCAGGCAUGGGACUAAGCCCAUGUCUCCUCAGGGGGAUGGGGUGGGGUACAACCACCAUGACAACUGCAGGGAGGGCCACGCAGGUCGUGGUCACCUGCCAGCAACUGUCUCAGACUGGGAAGGGAGGCUUUGGCAUGACUUAAGAGGAAGGGCAGUCUUGGGCCAGCUAUGCAGGUCCUGGCAAACCUGGCUGCCCUGUCUCCAUCCCUGUCCCUCAGGGUAGCACCAUGGCAGGGCUGGGGGAACUGAAGUGUCCUUGCUCUAUCCCUGUUGUGAGGUUCCUUCCAGGGGCUGGCACUGAAGCAAGGGUGCUGGGGCCCCGUGGCCUUCAGCCCUGGCUGAGCAACUGGGCUGUAGGGCAGGACUACUUCCUGAGGUCAGGUCUUGGUAGGUGCCUGCAUCUGUCUGCCUUCUGGCUGACAAUCCCGGAAAUCUGUUCUGCAGAAUCCAGGCCAAAAAGUUCACAGUCAACUGGGGAGGGGGAUUCUUCAUGCAGGAGACCCUGGGCCCUGGAGGCUGCAACAUACCUCAAUCCUUUCCCAGGCCGGAUCCUCCUGAAGCCCUUUUUGCAGCACUGCUAUCCUCCAAAGCCAUUGUAAAUGUGUGUACAGUGUGUAUAAAGCUGCUUCUUCUUUCUUUUUUUUUUAAACUGAGGAUUGUCAUUAAACACAGUUGUUUUCUACCUGC
Messenger RNA from Macaca mulatta (Rhesus monkey), 2291 nucleotides. It is a transcript of the gene MMP11, whose product is annotated as matrix metallopeptidase 11. The record is from RefSeq and is a predicted model, not a curated record. Gene Ontology annotation, cellular component: extracellular matrix. Lineage: Eukaryota; Metazoa; Chordata; Mammalia; Primates; Cercopithecidae. Gene Ontology annotation, biological process: collagen catabolic process; proteolysis; extracellular matrix organization. Gene Ontology annotation, molecular function: zinc ion binding; metalloendopeptidase activity.